AUGGGGGCCAUCUUGAUUCAAAAAUCCAACAUGUUCGUCAAGAUCGAGAAGACCGACAAGGGUGAGAUCAAGAGCCAGAAGUGGAUGCGGUUGACGCCAGUGCGGGAGCACGUCGGGGGCAUCGUCGAUCGCCAAUUGUCGCCGUUGCCGCGCCGCCCGCAGGCCGCCGACGACGCGGAGAGCCACGUGCCCAGCUUGACGGAGGUCGAGGAGCACAAGUCGGUGUUCCACGCGGACCAGCCCGACUUGUGGCGCCGCAGGACGUGGUUCGACGAUUGGAAGUUCGCGAAGGCGAAGAAGGAGAGGACGCCGCUCAGGGCUGUGGUGCCCGCGACGCUGCCCGCCCCGCUCGAGGCCGACGGACUCGGCGCUGCCAUUAUGGGCAGGACCGGCUCGGCGGCGCCCGCGCCGUUUAAGGGCGGCGCUGGGCGCAGCUGCCCCGUGCGCGGUCUCGAGCGCCUGGCGCCGCGCAGGGCGGGGAGCGCCCGGGACGAUCGUGGCCCCGUGCGGGGGCCCCCGGGGCUGGCCGAGGUCGGCGCGGUGCUCUACGAGAGGGGCGCAGUGCCUGCGCCUGUGCACGGUGGCACGGUGGCGGAUCCGUUCAAGCCUCCGAAGGUCCAUUUCACGACGAAGAUCUACCACUGCAACGUCAACUCGAACGGGGCCAUUUGCCUCGACAUCCUGAAGGACCAGUGGAGCCCGGCGCUAACCAUAUCGAAAGUCUUGCUCUCCAUCUCGUCGCUCCUCACGGACCCGAACCCGAACGAUCCUCUGGUGCCAGAGAUCGCCCAGCUGUACCUGAAGGACCGCGCGAAGCACGACCAGACGGCCCGCGAGUGGGUGCAGAAGUACGGCACCUGA
Messenger RNA from Prorocentrum cordatum, 861 nucleotides. NCBI's taxonomy places the organism in Eukaryota, Dinophyceae, Prorocentrales, Prorocentraceae. The record is from the annotation of a GenBank genome assembly.